AUGCUUGCAAACGACUACCGUAAAAGCAGGGGACAAAACAUUCUCGCCAGGAGAGGUCGGAGGGUCAAAAUCCAUUUCGUCAGAUUUGACAGGUCUAAAUGGGAUGAGAUAGGCAUCUUUAUAAAUGACACUUGCUUCGUGCAAUCUAGUCUCAUGUCGAAUCUUCAAAACAUUGUCUCAAAUGCGAUGUAUUUCAUACCAGGUAAGACUCUAUUUGCUAAAGCUGGUUUAGUUCCCCCACCGUAUAAGGCUAAAGUGUUUGAAAGUGACAAAUGGCUCGAGAUUUGCUUCCAUAUUUUCGAUGAUUGGGCGCGGAAUUAA
This is a messenger RNA of Paracoccidioides lutzii Pb01, 321 nucleotides long. RefSeq lists its product as hypothetical. The coding region runs from base 1 to 321 and encodes 106 amino acids. The record is from RefSeq and is a predicted model, not a curated record. The transcript has a single exon.